Achroia grisella is the source of this 2269-nucleotide messenger RNA. RefSeq names its product MICOS complex subunit Mic60-like. The coding region runs from base 72 to 2198 and encodes 708 amino acids. The record is from RefSeq and is a predicted model, not a curated record. Lineage: Eukaryota; Metazoa; Arthropoda; Insecta; Lepidoptera; Pyralidae. Gene Ontology annotation, biological process: cristae formation. The transcript is spliced from 19 exons. Gene Ontology annotation, cellular component: MICOS complex.
AGUCUCUCAUUUUUGACAACCCUUGGAUAACCCAUCCCAAGUGGAAAGAGAUUCAGUGCCGAUUGCCGAAAAUGUACAAAUUUACCAACCAUUUAACACACGCCAAUCUUGUUUUGGUGAGAAAACAAGUUGGCGAUGGGUCCUGCGCAGCUCUGGUUGUGAUGCGGGCGCCGCGCCGCCACGUACAGUCCGACAACUCAUGUCCCACACCAAAAGCACCGCCAAAGUCGAGAAAGCUCCUCUGGGGUACAAUCGGCGCUACAGUGCUCACUGGAGCUGCUGUUGUAUAUGCCAAAAGCACUCCUGAAGCUAGAAACUGGCUUGAAUCUAAUGUCCCUUGGGCUAACGACUUUGUGGCUCUCGUAUAUCAGGAGAAUACAACAUACUGGAAGUUCAGUGUAAAUCAAUUCAAUAAGAUAUCCUCAUCACUUGGUGGUUUUAUAUUUGGAAAGGAGGGUGUUGCACCACUAGAUGUCAAGCAAAGAACAAAACAAAACAUAGAAAAAGAUGCAUUACAAGAAUUCACCAAGAAGGAUUAUCAAUUGCCGCCACCGUCAUUUGAACCAUUGUAUCAUGAAGAGAAGAAAUUGGACACACCUGAUGUAGAAACCAAAGCCACUUUAAUCCAAACGGAGAAGAGUGAUCCCCAGUCACCACCACCUAUUAACAUCACAAAAGAUAUGGUGGAAUUAGAGCACGAUAUGCACGAAAAUACCAAAACGGCUAUUGAUAAUUACAAGAAAGCUACUAAGUUCUGUGCUGAAUACAAUAAGGCAUUAUUUAAGAUCGUCGAGUCCUCAUUGGAAGAUUUAGAUAAGAAACAUUAUACCACACUCCAAAGCGCGCAGGGUGAGAGGGACACAGUCUUCAAGAAAGCGAAGGACGCGUCAGCGAAGGCUAAAUGUGCAAUAGAUACCCUCGACCGCCUGAUCAAAGCUGGUGUCCAAGCGCCUCCAGAGAGCGUAACUGCCACACUGAGGUAUAUCAAGCAGUUCCGCGCAGAUCUCACUCAAGCGGAGACCGCGUACAAGCAGGAGCGAGAGAAGUCAGUCCUCAGCGACAAGUACUGGAAUAAGGUGGAGGCAGCUCGGCACACCUACAAAGAAGAGUUGCAGUUACUCUUCCCCGGCAUCGAUAUCACGGCACGCAAGCUAGAACUCAAGGGUGACACGGAUCUGUUGCUUCUCUACACACUGAAGCAGAUUCAAUUUCUCCAAAAUGAGUUAGCUGAAAUCCAAACAGUAAGAGACCUUAAAAUCAGCAGAGCCAUUGAAUGUCACGAUCAGAAAGAGAUAAUUGAAGCAAAAGUCGACGAUAUCAUUAGACAAGAAAGAUUACAAAAUGAAAAGGAAUUUCAGAAAAGGAGCCUGGAGAUCCAAGCGGAUGCUAAUAGAAAAUUAAAGGAGCAGCUCAAAAAACAAUUUGAAAUCCAACAGGAAGUUUUACAGGAUAAGCUCGCGAAGAAAGAAAAAGAGGUCCUGGGCAAAUUCAACCGCACCGUGUCCGAACAAGUGGAGAAGGAACGUGUCGUGUUCAAGAGAGAACUGGCCUCAAUGGCCGGCAAGUUGAAGGCCAUUGAACAGACACUCAAGCAGCGUGCAAAAGCGGAAGCGGAGGCGCGGCGAUCGCAAUCAUUAUGGGCGGCGGGCGAAGCACUACUUGCUGCCACUCGUCGCCUGCAGCCCGAUACGACCAUAGACAAUGAGUUGAAGGCGCUAGAGAAAGCGGGUAAAGAUGAUAAGUUGGUGCAGACUGUACUUAAGGGUAUACCACAAGAGGUGAGGGAGAACGGAAUCGCUACGGAGAAGGCACUUCGUGAAAGGUUCGACAAGAUGGAAAAGGCCGCAGUUAAAGUUGCCCUUAUUGGACGGGAGGGUGCAAGCUUACCUGUGUACUUCCUUUCGUGGUUACAGUCCAAACUGUUGUUCCAUAAGUUCGCUGAAAUACCGAAAGAUGAGUUGGAGAACCAGCCCACAGAUUUCACCAGUUUAGAUACAUUUGACAUCAUUCAAAGGGCGAGGUAUCACAUGGACCAGGGUAACCUGGGCGCGGCGCUGCGGUACGUGAACCUGCUGCAGGGCGGGCCGCGCGCCGCCGCCCGGGCGUGGGCCUCCGCCGCGCGCACCCACCUCGAGGUGCGGCAGGCGGCCGAGGCCGUCAUGGCGCACGCCUCCGUCGCCGGCCUACUCUACCUGUAGUUCAACGUUCGAUGCUCGCCCUCCGCUAGUCCACUACGCGAUGGUCACCAGUCUGAAGUCGCAAGUGAUCG